AUGGGGACAGUGGACACCAGCGCACGCCUUGCGCAGCUUCGGCAGCUGAUGCAGGAGCACAAGGUGGAUGUCUAUAUUGUUCCUUCUGAGGAUAGCCACCAGUCCGAAUAUAUCGCCCCAUGUGAUGCUCGUCGAGAGUUCAUUUCGGGGUUCUCUGGCUCCGCCGGCACUGCGAUCAUCUCCUUGAGCCAAGCUGCACUCUCCACCGACGGCCGAUACUUCAACCAAGCUUCGAAACAACUCGAUAACAGCUGGACUCUGCUUAAACGUGGCGUUGAGGGUGUCCCCACGUGGCAGGAAUGGACUACGGAGCAAGCUCACGGUGGAAAGGCUGUGGGUGUUGAUCCAUCUUUAAUCACUGCCUCUGGCGCACGAAAAUUGGCAGAGACCCUGGAGAAGAACGGAUCCUCGCUGGUCGGAAUUCAACAGAAUUUGGUGGACUUGGUUUGGGGCAAAGACCGCCCCUCUCGCCCCAGGGAAAACGUACGGGUGCAUCCGGUGAAGUACGCCGGCAAGACCUUCCAGGAUAAGAUUGCCGAUCUGCGCAAGGAGCUGGACUCGAAGAAGAAAGCGGGGUUCAUCAUCUCGAUGCUGGAUGAGAUUGCUUGGCUAUUCAACUUGCGCGGAACUGACAUCCCCUACAACCCUGUGUUCUUCUCAUACGCCGUGAUCACUCCAACCACAGCAGAGCUUUACGUCGAAAGUGACAAGCUCACACCGGAGGUGAAGGCUCACCUUGGCAAAGAUGUUGUUAUCAAGCCAUAUGACUCCAUCUAUGCUGAUGCACAGGCUUUGAGCAAUGCCAGAAGCCAAUCUACAGGCGAGACACCCACCAAGUUCCUGCUAUCUAACAAGGCUUCUUGGGCACUCAGUCUUAACCUAGGUGGCGAGGACCAGGUUGAGGAGGCCCGUAGCCCAAUCGCAGAUGCAAAGGCUGUCAAGAACGAAACUGAAUUGGAGGGUAUGCGCGCUUGCCACAUUCGUGAUGGCGCGGCCUUGACCGAGUAUUUCGCAUGGCUCGAAAAUGAGCUCAUCAACAAGAAGACCACAUUGGAUGAAGUUGAUGCCGCAGAUAAGCUGGAGCAGAUUCGCUCCAAGCACGAGAACUUUGCUGGUCUUUCCUUCGACACCAUUUCAUCUACCGGUCCCAACGGCGCUGUCAUUCAUUACAAGCCUGAGAAGGGAAGCUGUUCGACCAUUGACCCCACUGCCAUCUAUCUCUGUGACUCUGGCUGCCAGUAUUUUGAUGGAACUACUGAUACUACUCGUACUUUCCACUUUGGUCAGCCUACCGAGUUUGAAAAGCGGGCAUUUACCUUGGUUCUCAAGGGCUGCAUUGCAAUUGAUACUGCAGUAUUUCCCAAGGGCACCAGCGGCUUUGCUAUCGACGUCCUCGCGCGUCAGUUCUUAUGGCAAGAGGGCUUGGAUUUCCUUCACGGAACUGGCCACGGAAUUGGCUCAUACCUGAACGUCCACGAGGGUCCCAUUGGUAUCGGUACUCGUGUCCAGUACACCGAAGUCCCCAUCGCCGCAGGCAACGUUAUCUCCGAUGAGCCUGGAUACUAUGAGGACGGCAAGUUUGGUAUUCGAAUUGAGAAUGUUGUCAUGGCUCGUGAAGUCAACACUCCUCACAAGUUCGGCGAUAAGCAGUGGCUGGGCUUCGAGCAUGUUACUAUGACCCCCAUUGGCCGAAACUUGAUCGAGCCGUCCUUGCUGAGCGAUGCCGAGCUUAAGUGGGUGAACGACUACCAUGCUGAGAUUUGGGACAAGACACACCACUACUUCAACUCCGAUGAGCUUACACAGAAGUGGCUUGAGCGUGAAACUAAGCCCAUUUCCAAAUAA
Molecule: messenger RNA, 1845 nt
Organism: Penicillium angulare
Lineage: Eukaryota; Fungi; Ascomycota; Eurotiomycetes; Eurotiales; Aspergillaceae
Gene: ampp
Product: aminopeptidase P
Exons: 10
Coding region: 1-1845 (614 amino acids)
Molecular function (GO): metalloaminopeptidase activity
Source: RefSeq, a predicted model, not a curated record